This is a messenger RNA of Pyricularia grisea, 1564 nucleotides long. RefSeq lists its product as uncharacterized. Bases 149 to 1015 code for a protein of 288 amino acids. Gene Ontology annotation, molecular function: actin filament binding. Gene Ontology annotation, biological process: actin cytoskeleton organization; barbed-end actin filament capping; cell morphogenesis. Gene Ontology annotation, cellular component: actin cortical patch; cytoplasm; F-actin capping protein complex. Lineage: Eukaryota; Fungi; Ascomycota; Sordariomycetes; Magnaporthales; Pyriculariaceae. The transcript is spliced from 3 exons. The record is from RefSeq and is a predicted model, not a curated record.
CGACAAGCUCUCCACCUCCAUCUUUCGGUUCUCAAUUGUUCAUCCUGCAAUUGACCAAAGAUUGCCAAGCCGCCAUAUUUCUCACCGAGAGACUCAAGCUACAAGUUGAAAAACACCUCGCUGUCAAGGCAGACAGCAGACUGCUAAGAUGGCUGCAGACCCUUUCGAUUCGGCGCUGGACCUCCUCCGGCGCCUCGAUCCGAAGCAUACCACACGGCACUUAAACGGCCUCAUGACCAUCGUGCCCGACCUUACUGAAGAUCUGCUCUCGUCAGUCGACCAGCCGCUCACUGUACGGCGCUGUAAACAAACGGGCCGUGAAUACCUGCUGUGCGACUACAACCGCGAUGGCGACUCGUACCGCUCGCCCUGGUCCAACGAGUUCGACCCGCCGCUCGAUGACGGUCCCGGGGGUCUGGGUGGUGUCGGUCCCCAGGGCGGCAACGAAGGUGCCGGCGAGCUAGGUGUCCCUGGCGAGAGGGUCCGCAAGAUGGAGAUCAAGGCCAACGAGGCCUUUGACGUUUACCGGGACUUGUACUACGAGGGCGGCGUAUCGAGUGUGUACCUCUGGAACCUGGAUGAUGGAUUUGCAGGCGUAGUACUGUUGAAGAAAGCGGCUCCUCAAGGCGGCAGCAAUGAGGGCGUUUGGGACUCUAUCCACGUCUUUGAGGCGAGCGAGCGUGGCCGCUCAACAACGUACCGGCUCACUUCGACCGUGAUACUCACCCUCUCGGCGGGUGGCGGUGACUCGGCGCUCGGCGAUAUGAACCUGAGCGGAAACAUGACGCGGCAGUUGGAGCAGGACAUGCGAACGGCCGAGGGAGACGAGAGCCACAUUGCUAAUCUGGGUCGGCUAGUCGAGGACAUGGAACUCAAAAUGCGGAACCUGCUACAGGAGGUCUACUUUGGCAAGGCCAAGGACGUCGUGGGCGAUCUUCGCUCGCUCGGCAGCCUCAGCGAAGGCCAGAGGGAUCGCGACGCGCAGAGGGAGAUCAUAGGGAGCAUGCAGAGGUGAUGAAACCUGCAAGGGUGAUUGGGCACCAGGGUGGUGGUCUAGACGAGUAUGUUUUUUGAUUUGACCGCAACGAAGGGGGAUGCGUUGGGUGGCACGGAGGCUGGUUUCUCUUUUACCCCCCGAGAACAACCAUGCGAUAGAACAUGGGAUGGCUGCUGUAUUUGUCACUUCCGUAACGAAGCGUCAUGAUGAAGACACAAAAAAGGCAAAUGAUGAUGACUACACCAAAGUUACAGAGGGGAUGUAUGGAUGCGAGAAUUUGGAUGCAGUCUGGUCUGGCAAGGCAUUGGCCGAGAGACAAGGAAAAAGAAACUAUCUAAUGCAAAUUGGGUCGGAUGGCCUGGCUUGUCUGGUCAGGCCAGCCGAGCUUGGAAGCUGUGUUGCAACUUUCAAAUAUCCCUAGGCUAUAUUGGGAGAAACAUUAUCGUGCGUCAAAACCAAUGAGAUUCGAACGGGAAAUCUGGGUUGAUCUCCGGAGUAAAAACAUAGGAUAUAAAUCCGGGGUUUUAUCAUUGUUCACUGUUCGAGUAUGGGAAUUUUGGGGCUGGG